CUAGCAGAUUUGAGACGGAAAGCUACGGCGUACUGGUCACACUCUAUUUGUACUCAGUUUGCAUUUCAGCAGAAAAAUGAGAAGCCUGGUUUUUGCCCUCGUUCUGAUACUACUGGUAGCCAGCGGGACGGCUCUGGAGUGUUACCAUUGCCAGCCCAAGAAGGCAGGUGGGGCAUGUCAGAUCACAAAGCUGACCUGUCCUGCUGAAAAAGACACCUGCGUCUCAGUCAAGUUCACCAGAUCCCCAUUUGGACACUACCAGAGGUGCACGGCCAUGGCUGACUGUGAGUUUCUGAAGCUGAACGCCUACAUGAAUGUCAACUGCUGCCAGAAUGACCUCUGUAACACCCUGUGAUCCAACUGGCCUUUGACCUUUCACACUGCCAAUAUCCAUCCAUGUCUAGAAUGUUUUAGAAGUUUGUGGAUAAUGGUUAACAUUCUAACAGGAAAGACUCAAAUAAAAAAUAAAUAAUAUGCAUGAAAUUCA
Molecule: messenger RNA, 487 nt
Organism: Pangasianodon hypophthalmus (striped catfish)
Lineage: Eukaryota; Metazoa; Chordata; Actinopteri; Siluriformes; Pangasiidae
Gene: ly97.3
Product: lymphocyte antigen 97, tandem duplicate 3
Exons: 4
Coding region: 77-355 (92 amino acids)
Source: RefSeq, a predicted model, not a curated record